AUGGUCGGUGAUGGCGUCAAUGAUGGCCCUGCACUGGCAGCAGCAGAUGUUGGAGUAGCUGUUGGCUCGGGUGUUGACGUGUCUACUGAAGCCGCCCAUGUGGUUAUCCACAGCCUCAGAGGCUUAGCGCCGUUCAUCGAACUCUCGAGGCAAACACUAAAGACUAUUUGGCGUAAUCUCUUCUGGGCUUUCAUAUUCAACAUUAUUAUGCUGCCCUUGGCUGCCGGUAUUCUGUAUCCCUCCACUGGCAUUACUCUCCCUCCCGAGGUGGCAGGAGCAGCCAUGGCAUGCAGCUCUCUAGUGGUCGUCACCAACUCUCUCAGCAUUCAAUAUUGGACUAAGUCGAGGUAUGGCCACGAUGAGCAACUUACGAAGGCGAUCCGGGAAGCGACAAGUGGCCAGGCUGGGAAGGAGUGA
Messenger RNA from Perkinsus marinus ATCC 50983, 417 nucleotides. Its product is annotated as copper-transporting ATPase p-type ATPase, putative. Gene Ontology annotation, molecular function: copper ion binding; P-type divalent copper transporter activity. The record is from RefSeq and is a predicted model, not a curated record. Gene Ontology annotation, biological process: copper ion homeostasis. The transcript is spliced from 2 exons. Gene Ontology annotation, cellular component: membrane. The coding region runs from base 1 to 417 and encodes 138 amino acids. Lineage: Eukaryota; Perkinsozoa; Perkinsida; Perkinsidae.